Messenger RNA from Aureobasidium uvarum, 1365 nucleotides. The record is from the annotation of a GenBank genome assembly. Lineage: Eukaryota; Fungi; Ascomycota; Dothideomycetes; Dothideales; Saccotheciaceae.
AUGACCGAGCCAACUCGAUUGACACCACACAAUGAUAGUGCAUCACACGAUCGCAAGACUGGAGGAGCAGUCACUGCAGCUCGCCGCCAUGGAAACCUCGAAACUAUCCGCAAACAAUCCGGCUGGUCGGACUUUCCCUCUUGCAUACCCAUUUCGAUGCGAACAACAAAAAGCGGCAAGGUCACCGAGUUCGGAAACACCAAACUUCGCAUUAUCGAGCGCAUCGCCGUAUCAACAGACUUUUUGAGCGCACUAGAUUUCCUCAAGAUCAAGACGGAGGGUGGUGAGAGAUUGCUCAGUCUCAAGGAUUUGGAGCAGUGUGCAGCGCAUUUUGACAAUGGCAAGAAAGCAAGACAGCAGUCGAGGGAACGAGGAGGAUCCAGCUCUGCAGCAACGAGCACUGUCGUCAGUCAAGCGGACGAAAGUGAACCGAGCUACCAGUCCAUGGCCCAACCUCUAGACUCCUGGAACGGCUUCACCCUCGACCAAAGCCCGACGCCUCUGCAGGUUGCAACCUCCAUGCAGCCGCUCAAAAGACCUAGUCCAGAAACCUUCCAGAACAUGUCUGUAUCACCGGUGGACUCAAAACGACCUCGCAUGGACACGCUCUUCGAUACUCAGCACACAGACUUCUCAUACCACAUGUCCGAGGUGGAACUGGGCAACACAGCGAAUCUGACCGUCCCUCAGCGGUACCAUUACCAAAGCAACAUGAACAUGCGGGCCUCACCAAGCAACGCAUCUCCACGAUCACCAUCCCAAGAUCCGGCGAGGGCAUUGUUGAGCAUCCACCCGCACGCCGGAAGCAUUUUCUCAAACCUCAACACGUCAUUCGACGACUUGCUCGCCCGAAUUGAAGAUCAUCAACAAAUUGUCAAGACCGCGCUAGAUCAACUUCGGAUGGCUACAAACGGUCUCAGUGUGGUGUCUGGAACUUCCCACAGCGCCAGUGACCGGGAUUUGGAAAACACAUUGAGAACAGCACAGAGAAAGGAAGCACGCGCCCGUCAAGAUCUGGACCAGGCGAGGUCAGCAAGAGACGUGAUUGAUGUCGAGUAUGGUCACAUCGGUACAUCACUCUCUCGAGCGCUGGUGGACACGGUGCGAGCCGAGUACUCACGCGCAGGAGUGGCAAUGACACAGGCCCAAGCAGAUGUCGAGGCUGCAAGGCAGAGACUGAGCAAUGCGAACAACCGGGAGCAGGUCCUGAAGAGGACGAAGGAUGUGGCCGAGGUUGGCAUUGAUCAGCUGCAGCGGCAGACCAGGUUCUGGUUGAAGAGGCUGGCAGAGGCGGGAGUCAAGCUGACAGAUCAGUUGGGCACAUUGCAAGGAAGCGAUACAGGUCAGAUGCCGUCGCAGAUGUGA